AUGCCUCAGCCGCAGAACCGCCUCCCCGAAUACGACGCCGAGAUCCUGGUGGACGAGCGCGAGGACCGCGGCGACGGCAACUUCAGGUACCGCUUCGAGACCAGCAACGGCAUCAAGACUGAGAAGGUUGGCACUCCUGGCUCCGAGGGUCAGAGCAACAUGCAGGGAGCCUUCAGACUCCUCGAGAUCGCCGAGCAGCAAAGGGCCCAGGGAAUCACCUUUGAGAAGUAA
Messenger RNA from Penaeus monodon (black tiger shrimp), 231 nucleotides. Its product is annotated as cuticle protein AMP1A-like. Bases 1 to 231 code for a protein of 76 amino acids. The record is from RefSeq and is a predicted model, not a curated record. The transcript is spliced from 2 exons. Lineage: Eukaryota; Metazoa; Arthropoda; Malacostraca; Decapoda; Penaeidae.